Molecule: messenger RNA, 786 nt
Organism: Striga hermonthica
Lineage: Eukaryota; Viridiplantae; Streptophyta; Magnoliopsida; Lamiales; Orobanchaceae
Source: the annotation of a GenBank genome assembly
AUGAAUGAAUCUGUGAACUCGGGUACAUCAUCGGAGAUGACGGCAGGCAAUGGUCUGGCAUCGAGCGUCGGCGUCGGCGGCGGCUCCCAGGCGUACGGCGAGGCAUGGUACUGGGACAACCGCUACUCGCAGGACUCAUCCACCUUCGACUGGUAUCAGAAAUACCCCUCCCUCGCCCCCCUCAUCCGCCUCUACGUUCCUCGCCGCCACCCUAUCCUCGUCGUCGGCUCUGGAAAUUCGGCCUUUAGUGAGGGCAUGGCUGAUGAUGGCUAUGAUGAAAUUGUCAAUAUCGACAUCUCCUCAGUGGUGAUUGAAGCAAUGCAAAGGAAGUAUCUGAGUCGCCCGCAGCUGAAAUAUAUGAAAAUGGAUGUACGAGAUAUGAGUGCCUUUGAUACGAGGUCCUUUGCAGCUGUCAUAGAUAAAGGGACAUUGGACUCGCUUUUGUGUGGACAAAACUCACAGCACAAUUCUUCUAAGAUGCUUGAGGAAGUCUGGAGGGUUCUCAAGGAUAAAGGAGUAUAUAUUCUGAUCACAUAUGGAUCACCAAAUUAUCGACUGCCAGUAUUGCAAAAUUUAAAUUGGACGAUCAAGCUGCAUGUGAUAGAGAAGCUUCAACCAGGAAAUCAUAAUAAUAGUUCAAACUUGAUCCCAGAACUGACCUCUCCCGUUCCCAUUCCCAUUCCCUUGGAUGUGGAUGAACAAAGCUUCCCGGAAGCAGCUGUGGGAAUAAAUUCCGACGUGCACUAUAUUUAUGUAUGCAUAAAGGAUGAUUCAGGGACAGGGUGA